UGUCUUCACAUCUGGUACAUUCACACGGUCUUUCCACGCGCGAGAUAUUGCUCUCUCUAGACGAAGUCUGUAUUUGUUACUAGAAUAAUACUACCACACAACUCUUUCUCUUACAUCUUGAUUAAAUAUGAGUCAUAUGAUGGAGUUAUCUAACAGGAACCCAUACCCAUUCCCACAAAUUCAAAAUGAUGAAGAUUUUGUAGGCACAAAUAAAGUACAGAAAAAACCAUACGGUGAUCCAACACACAUUGCUCAAAGAAAAGAUCCUUGGAAUAGACUGAACUCAACACCUACUCUAGCCAGCGCAAGACGUGAGGUGUAUCACCACGACCCAAAGGCACCACAAGACAGCUUAGAUUUUAUUCUGAAGGCUCACUAUGACCACCAUGGCCAGUUUCUGAGCAACAGAACUGAAACACUUCACCAAUCAGAAACAUUCACGGAAGAUCAUGGACGUAUUCUGAAGAACAGAGUCGUGGAAGAAGAGAAAAACUUUGACCCCAUGUCACCUCCACUACGCACAAUCGAAAUCCUUAAUCCAAAGAGGGAGAGUUUACACAGUGUUGAAGGGGCCAUCGAAAGCCAUCACAGCGCACAAACCAAUAAUGGCUACUCAAGAAAGCAUGAUGGCGGAUUCUACACAACUUAGUGCCAUUCUAACAUUAUUUAUAAUGUAAAUAAAUAUGCAAACAUUUCCUAGCCACUAAUAAACAAAAAUUUACAUUCUGUCAUUUUUAUAGAAUUAAAGCGUUCUGAAGAAACACAAUAAGUAUGCAUGCUUUUAAUAUUCCAUUUAGUGUAUUCGCUUUUUGUGUGAAAUUACAAAAAUGUCUUCUUAAUUAUUUUGCAGUAUAUUAAUAUCUAUUAUAUUUUACCAUUGUUCUUUUAAAAAAAAUGAGUAAAUCAUUGUAUUACUAAUCCCUGCAAUAUGUUAUACCAAAGAAUGCAGGCCAAUAAAAUAAGAAUUAUAACUUAGUUCACGAUGUAUAGGCCUAUGUCUUGUUUUCUUUACUUGUGAGUGUUUAAUAGUUCACAUCCGAUAGUCAAUUAAUUUAAGGGUUAUGUGUUGACAACGGACCGUUUACGCUCAGCCCAGCUGAAGUUUGGUUUCCAUAGAAUCGCUACACAGUCGCUACAGUGUUUUCACUGCAAUUCUUACACUGCGUAGCUGUCCCCGACGCAAUCAUCGGGAAUUGAGCGCUCCCUGUUUCUACGAUGGACUUAUUAAUAGUUAAAAGGUCCAUGAUUCAACUGUGCAUCGAUCUAACAGUCGUGCCUGUCUUUGUUAGACAAUCGCAUAUUUUUGGACCUUUUCAAUAUGUAGGCCUACGUUACGCGUACAGAGGGUGGGUGGGGGAAGGGGGUACGGAAAGGAAGGUGAUAAACCCCAGUGGUGCGAGAAUUUCCAAAAUGAAAUUUUCCCUACCGCAGCUAUAAACUACUGCAUAACAAAAUGAACAAUAUGUUAAAACUCAGGUUUCAUUAGAAAACAGCUGCAUUUUAGUUAUUUUUUUAAACAUUGACUUAACAAAACAGAUGUUGAACAAUGACUGUUGACUGUUAAAUGCUCUGAUAACUGAACAGAAAAUCUCAAUUCAAUAUGGUACAUUUUUUAGUUUUUCAAAAUUUAAUUUUCUUCACUGCGUGGCAAGUCAGAGACGUGUUUUUUUUUCUUUUUUUUUUCUUGUGCGAUUUUACGAUGCUAACAGAAUAUUCGAAUAAAAAUAAUUUGUUGACAUUUAUUUUAAUGAUGGAAUAACGAUUAAUUAUUUUAUAAAGAUUAACGUCAUGGCGAUGUUUUAUAAGGUCUAAGUAAAGAAAUAUUAAAUCAGUCUAUUUGGAGUGUA
Anneissia japonica is the source of this 1847-nucleotide messenger RNA. RefSeq lists its product as uncharacterized. The coding region runs from base 128 to 649 and encodes 173 amino acids. The record is from RefSeq and is a predicted model, not a curated record. NCBI's taxonomy places the organism in Eukaryota, Metazoa, Echinodermata, Crinoidea, Comatulida, Comatulidae. The transcript is spliced from 4 exons.